Molecule: messenger RNA, 333 nt
Organism: Durusdinium trenchii
Lineage: Eukaryota; Dinophyceae; Suessiales; Symbiodiniaceae
Source: the annotation of a GenBank genome assembly
GUGGCCGCUCUCCUGGACAAACAUCUGGUCGUUCGCUUGCUUUCCCUGGUCAGGAUGUGUGGCCCCUUCAACUGUGGUGCCGGCAUCAAGUUCCUCCAGUUGAUGGGUACGGUGCUUCAAUCGCGCAGUAGCAAUCCGGAUGUCGACAUGCUGGUCACUUGCCACAUCUUGCUCUCCUAUGCCUCCAGCAUCGUGGAUGAUGCAGUCAGCGCCUUGCAGGGCGACCAAGAGCAACAGCGCCUCGGGUGCGGGUUUCGUGCCGACCGCGAGACGGGGAAGAAAGAGGCAGACAUGGGAACACAUGCGCAGACCUUUGGGACCCUUUGGGGAUAG